Rotaria sp. Silwood1 is the source of this 873-nucleotide messenger RNA. The record is from the annotation of a GenBank genome assembly. NCBI's taxonomy places the organism in Eukaryota, Metazoa, Rotifera, Eurotatoria, Philodinida, Philodinidae.
AUGACUAAUGAUGAGAUCAUAUUUUAUAAUAAAGAAAAACUAAGAUUUGAUGAAUUAUUAAGUCAACUUGAUUGGACAGAAGAGUGUUUAUUGAAAGAACAAGAAACAUUAAUUCAGUGUCCAUUUGAUCGAGGACAUCGAUUUCCAAUAAGAUCAAAACAUGUACAACAUUGUCAAUUAGUAAAAGAAGGAUUUUCUAAGGAAUAUCUAAACGAAUUAGCUGAAUGUGAACAAGAAAAACAAUUACUUAAUCAAUCUGGUAUUUUAUUUACUCCAUCAAAACUUAGUGAUAUUGUUCAUCGACCUAUAACAAUUACAAAUAGUAAAAAAGAAAACCGUUCAAUUAUUGUUAUAAUCCCUAUUUCAAAAGUCUUUGCACAACAUGUUUGUUGUUUUCUUUUUAAAGAUAUUCCGUUAAGUAUUGAACAAACAACAAUUCUAUUUUCACCUGAUGAACGAUCUUUAAUUGCUCAAGCUGUACAUAAUGAAGCUUUGGGUUUGGGUAUUGUACCAUCUACACCACAUUCUAUCAUUGACAAUCAACCAGUUCAAUCUCAAAAUUCCAAUAUUUCUCAACAAUUCAAUAAAUUAACUGAAUUACGUGAUCAAAAGCGACGUCGAACUAAAUAUGUAACUAGAACAAUAAAAAAAACUUGUUAUGAUAUUGCUCGUGAUAUGAUCAAUAAUGGAAUGGAAUUCAUUCAACAAGUUAAUCAUCAAAUAGAUUCGAGUCAAACAAAGCAUGACAAAGAUCAAUCAAAACAACAUAAACAUAAACAUAAACAUCGAUCAUCAUCGAAAAGGAAACGUCGAUCUAGUCAUAGUCAUAGUAGAAAACAUCAUCGACAUUCAAAAAAACAACGAAGAAGUUAA